AAAUCCAUGAGGUUAUAAGCGAACUGUUUAUUAUUUUCAGUAGUGUUGCGAAUAACAUGGCGAGAGUGCCAUGUCUUGUAACAGCAAAUAUUCUUCUUGUUUUAAGUGUAUAUUUAAGCACAAGCUUUGUCAAUAGUGAAGACCAGUUCGCUCCUUAUUUCGAGACGUUAUUACAAUCAAAAAAUAUCACGAAAAAUGAAAACUUUACAAAAGUGCAGUUUGAAGUGCGCGGUAGGAAUAUUUACUCCGAUUUGCAAAUUAAAACAACGAAAGAGAAAGCCGCGAAGGGUGCCCUAUGUACCGAAGACCUGAAAUUCCCUAUCGUGGAUAUUGUCACGCGAAAAGAAUCGGCCCUUUAUGAAAUUCAAGUGCCGAGAGGUAUCGGUGGUGACUUUUACUUGUGUUUGCCGCAUAAAAAUCCCGAUUAUAGGGAAAAUGCGAACAAAAUGCCGCCGAAUGUGCUACACGGGGGCCCGUAUAACUGGUACCACCAAGGACCAGAGGUUGUCAUCAGGGUGCCCCUUGACAAUAUUGACACUUUUUCCAGCAUUCACCGCGACCGCCGCCAGAAGCAGGAUGGCCCCCAGAAGCAGGAUGGCCUCCAGGUCAUGGGACUACGUCUGGAAGUCCACGAAAAAGAAGCCGAGUACGACGAGGACGGCGUUCCUGAAGUCCUCGCCGACACCGAGCACGUGAUUCGUAUUUUCGGUGCCAAUUUCGUCAAAACCAUGUUCAUAACAUUCACCGAUCGCAAAACAACCUCUGAUCGGUCGUGUCAAUUCCCGAAAAGUCCACGGGAAUUUCCGGUGAUUAAAGGUUCUUUUUCGUCCGUCACGAGUAGAUUCAAGAUCAAACUGCCACCGAUGGGCGACGCUGAAACUUUAUACAUUUGUGCCAAAGAAUCAAACGACACGUUUUUUGUGCAUCAAGGGAAUGAUGUGUGGUUGCAAAUCAGGACUUACGAGCCGAUGCUCCCUCUGUGGGUGUCGAUUCUCAUAAUUGUGGUGUGUUUAAUGUUUUCGGCGCUUUUCUCCGGCUUGAAUCUCGGUCUAAUGUCUCUGGAUCGGACCGAAUUGAAAAUUUUGUGCAAUACUGGGACGCCGAAAGAGAGGAAAUUCGCGAAAGUUAUACAGCCGGUGCGCGAUCACGGCAAUUAUCUACUGUGUAGUAUUCUAUUGGGUAACGUUUUUGUUAAUUCGAUUUUCACGAUUCUUUUGGACGGUUUGACUUCGGGUCUUGUGGCCGUUAUUUUCUCCACGAUUGCGAUCGUACUUAUUGGUGAGAUUACGCCUCAGGCGAUCUGUUCGAGACAUGGAUUAGCGAUCGGUGCGAGGACUAUUUACAUCACCAAGUUUGUUAUGGUACUGACUUUUCCCAUGGCCUAUCCCGUGUCGAAGAUUUUGGAUUGCAUUCUAGGGGAGGAAAUCGGCAAUGUCUACAAUAGGGAGAGACUGAAGGAACUUGUUAAGGUCACAACCGGCGAAAACGACUUGGACAAAGACGAAGUCAACAUUAUUAGCGGUGCUCUCGAGCUCCGCAAGAAAACCGUCGCCGACGUAAUGACCAAAAUUGAAGACGUGUUCAUGUUGGACUAUGACAACACGGUUUUAGAUUUUGAGACAGUAUCGGAAAUCAUGAAAUCAGGUUACUCUCGAGUUCCCGUGUUCGAAGGCAAUCGUCAAAACAUCGUCACGAUGCUUUACAUAAAAGAUUUGGCUUUCGUCGAUCCCGACGAUAACACUCCUUUAAAAACUCUGUGUCAAUUCUAUCAAAAUCCGUGCAAUUUCGUCUUCGAAGACGUCACACUUGAUGUGAUGUUUCGGAUAUUUAAAGAGGGCAAUAAGGGACACAUGGCGUUUGUUCAUAGAGUCAAUAACGAGGGUGAAGGUGAUCCGUUUUAUGAGACAAUCGGGUUGAUAACUCUCGAGGAUGUCAUCGAGGAGUUAAUCCAAGCUGAAAUCAUGGACGAGACUGAUGUUUUCACCGACAAUCGGACGAAACGGAGGCGAAACGCGGAAAGGAGACAAGAUUUUAGCGUUUUUGCCGAACGCAAGGGUGAACCCAAUAAAAUACGAAUUAGUCCACAGUUGACUCUAGCGGCAUACCAGUUUUUGAGCACUUCUGUCGAACUCUUCCUUCCCACUGUAAUCUCCGAGACGAUUUUGAAACGUUUGUUACGUCAAGACAUCAUUUAUCACAUUAAAAAGAGCAAGGAAUGGCGCACAGAUCCGGCGAAUGUCAUUUACCACCAAGGGAAGAAUGCGGACUAUUUCGUACUGAUUCUUGAAGGUCGAGUCGAGGUAACGAUCGGUAAAGAGAAUUUGACGUUUGAGGGUGGCCCCUUCACAUUUUUCGGUACUCAAGCCCUCGUCCAAACGAUCGGAGUCGCCGAAAGUCCAUCAGCGCCGACUUCGACUUUGGGUAGUUUAGAGUCGUUGAAUUUGGACGCUUUAUUGCGUCACACUUUCCAACCAGACUACACAGUCCGAGCCACAAACGAAGUGAUUUAUCUCCGUAUAAAACGCAGUUUGUAUUUGGCAGCCAAAAGGGCAACUUUGAUGGAGCGAUCUCAGCGCGAUCUGCAACAGAGCAACGAUCAGUUUGACGAGGAAGUUGACAAGCUUCUGCACUCGUUGGAGGAGGAUGAUACGGAGAGUGCCGGUCGGAGGACUCCGCGGAAGCAGUCGUCGAGGAAUUUGCAUCACAAUCAGCAGGAGGCGAAUUUGAGUCCGAAAACGCCGUCAAUUUAUUCCAACGUCAGUCCGCCGCAUAGAUUGAGUCAUGAUAUCAACGGGUCGAUAAUAGCGAGUCCUGUAGAUGACUGUCAUAAUGCGAGAGAAGAGGAGGUUUCGCUUUUGUCGAAAAAAUCAUAACAUAGACACAUUGACUCUGGUCGGGAGUCACAAUUGUACUUAAUUUAUUUGUUAAAAAUUAGUCUAGGGUAAAAAAUAAUUCCGUACCUUUGUAACAUCAUCGUAGGUGCAUAUUUAUUGAAAUUUUAUUGUUAGAAAUUGUUGAAAUUAUUCAAGUUGAUACGUAAAUAGUGACAAUUGCGUGGAAGCUUUUAUUAAAAUGGAUUUAUUUUUAGUUUGACAAAAACUAGCCUGAUUCUUUAUGUAGGAUAAUUAUGUAACUGGAUAGGCGGGACGCCGAAAUUGCCUAUUAUUUUUAUAUUACAUAUUUAUUAUAAUUGUCACAAUUUUUACUGUGAAAUCGCUGUUUUUUAUUUUAUUUUUGUUGAUCUUUAUUUUAGAAUUUAUCUUUAUACGAAAAGUGUACAAUUCUAACAUCAAUACCUCCCUCUACUAUAGAAGUAGUACUUAGCGCCAAAAUAAACCUUCCUUAAGCCGAAUAAUUUAAGUUUUUGUCAUUUUAUUUUGAAAUUUGUUUACAAUUUAAAGUUUCAAGUUUUCUGUCUCUUGUUUUUUAUUUUGUCUUGUUUUGUUACUUCAAUAAACAAUUAAUAAUAACGAA
Messenger RNA from Tribolium madens (black flour beetle), 3474 nucleotides. RefSeq names its product unextended protein (gene uex). The transcript is spliced from 9 exons. Gene Ontology annotation, cellular component: plasma membrane. Gene Ontology annotation, biological process: transport; magnesium ion homeostasis. NCBI's taxonomy places the organism in Eukaryota, Metazoa, Arthropoda, Insecta, Coleoptera, Tenebrionidae. Gene Ontology annotation, molecular function: transmembrane transporter activity. Bases 57 to 2873 code for a protein of 938 amino acids. The record is from RefSeq and is a predicted model, not a curated record.